CUAAUGUUUGCUUAGCACUGCCACUGCCUUGAUCCAACAAUGCAGCCGCGAUUGCUUGCACUGUGCGGACCAGACGCGUUAGAGCCCUCGACAAACUGUUUUCCAAGGUAGCGUGGCUCAGGUACUGAUCGUAUUGUUUUAAGAAUCAACGGUAUAUCCGCUCAAACUUGCACGUCAAGUACUCCUUAGACUUGGCCUGAGAUUUGUCUUCAGAUCACCAAACCGGAUUCUUUGUGGCUGGAGGGAUCUGGAACUUCAACACCCACGGACCACAAAGCGAUUCGCCCAGUUGGUCGUCCCGUCAUGGGUGGCAGUGGAAGCUGAGCCAUGAUGUGUCAAAGCAAGCUGGAGGCCAACCAUGACCUCCUGGUUGUCGCCUUACGAUCUACCCCAUAUGUCCAGAAAAUCUCCCCCCUUCUUGGGUAGGCUGGGGCUACCCCUGGCCCUCUCAUGGAGAAAUACAGCGCCAGUUACAUGUUUGUGAUGUUCACCCACGUAACCUUUUAACCUUUCACAAUGUGGACAAGGUCGCAGCAUGGCCGCUGAUCCUCCCUGUCGACACGCUCAACACACUCGUACUCAGUCCGAGGGAGAGUGACCCCGCCAGCGAUCGUGAGCGUCGCAAUGCAGCGCAACGGGGGAAUGGCAGGCAACGGCGGGCAGCCAUGGGUGUUCCGACGUGUGCGCCUCACCUGGCUCAGCUUCAUGCUUUUCUUCAUCCUGGUCUUCUUCCCACUCAUUGCUCACUACUACCUCACCACCAUCGACGAGGCCGGCGGGCCGGACAAGCGCAUCUUCGGGCCGCGGCCGGGUGGUGAGCUGUGCGAGGCCAAGCACGUGCAAGACCUGUGCCGCAUCCGCGAGUCCGUCAGCGAGGAGCUCCUCCAGCUGGAGGCCAAGCGGCAGGAGCUGAACGGCGAGAUCGCCCGGCUCAACCUGCGCAUUGAAGCCUGUAAGCGUAGCAUCGAUAGUGCCAAGCAGGACCUGCUGCAGCUCAAGAAUGUCAUCAGUCAGACUGAGCACUCGUACAAGGAGCUCAUGGCGCAGAAUCAACCUAAGCUAUCGCUACCAGUCAGAUUGGUGCCAGAUAAAGAUGACCCUGGGCUCCCCCCACCCAAGUCAGCAAGGGCCUGUCGCUUGCGGUCCUGUUUCGAUUAUGCUCGGUGCCCCAUGACAUCAGGGUUCCCGGUUUAUGUUUACGACGCGGGGUCAUACCCCUGGGGGGAGAACCUAGACCCGCUGGUCAAACAAGCUUUUGCAGCGUCAGUUAAAAGCAACAUCUAUGUGACUGACAACCCAAGCAUCGCUUGCCUAUAUGUGGUGCUUGUAGGGGAGUUGCAGGAAUUACCAGGGUCCCCUCCCCCUUCUCCGGCAGACCUGGAGAAGCAGCUUCGGGAGCUGCCUUACUGGAGGUCCGACGGCCAUAAUCACCUUUUGGUCCACUUGUCAAGGAAGUCUCUAACACAGAACUUUCUGUAUAAUGUAAGCACAGGCCGGGCAGCUGUGGCUCAGUCCACCUUCUUGGAGCGACAGUAUCGGGAGGGGUUUGACCUUGUGGUAUCCCCACUGGUCCAUGCCCUCUCCGAGCCCAAUUUCCUGGAGGUGCCCCCUCAGGUUCCUGUGAAGAGGAAAUAUCUCUUCACCUUCCAGGGAGAGAAGGUGGAGUCUUUGAGGAGCAGCUUUCUUGAGGCCCCACCACAGUCCUUCGAAGAGGAGAUUGAGGGAGAUCCACCUGCGGACUAUGACGAUCGCAUCAUCGGCACCUUGAAAGCGGUCCAAGACAGCCACCUGGACCAGGUACUUGUAGAGUUCACAUGUAAGAACCGGCCGAGGCCCAGUCUGCCAACUGAAUGGGCCUUGUGUGGGGAGCGUGAGGAGAGGCUGGAGGUGUUGAAGGUCUCCACAUUCGCCCUGGUCAUUGCUCCAGGUGAUGGGCAGCUGGUAGCUUCAGCUGGCUGUGGUAUGCGACUCUUUGAGGCUCUAGAGGUGGGGGCUAUCCCUGUCUUGCUUGGAGAUCACUCCAAGUUGCCGUAUCAUCAUCUUAUCCGCUGGAGUGAGGCAGUCAUCGUUGUACCCAAACCUCGUAUUACUGAACUACACUUCCUGCUACGCAGCUUGUCUGACAACGACCUGCUGGCCAUGAGGAGGCAAGGGCGCUUCCUGUGGGAGACCUACUUUUCCACCUCCGAGACGGUCUUCGGCACCAUCCUGGCCAGCAUUCGCACAAGUAUACAGGUCCCAGCCGCCCCCAUCAGGGAAGAGCCAGCUCAGGAGAUCCCACACAAGGCUGGGAAGCUGGCUGGAACUGAUGCCAACAUGGCCGAUAACGGGGACUUGGACCUAGGCCCUGUGGAGACAGAGCCCCCUUAUGCUUCGCCACGCUUCCUGAGGAAUUUCACCUACACCGCGUCAGACGUAUACCGCACCUGGAACCGGCCUCCUGGCCCCUUCCACCUGUUCCCCCACACGCCAUUUGAUCCCGUGCUGCCAUCGGAGGCCAAGUUCCUGGGGUCUGGCACCGGCUUUCGACCCAUCGGCGGGGGUUCCGGAGGCUCUGGGAGGGAGUUCCAAGCUGCCCUUGGGGGCAAUACUCCCCGGGAGCAGUUCACCGUGGUGAUGCUGACCUACGAGCGCGAGGAGGUCCUGAUGAACUCCCUGGAGAGGCUCAAUGGCCUCCCCUACCUCAACAAAGUAGUAGUUGUCUGGAACUCCCCCAAACCACCCUCGGAUGACCUUAUCUGGCCAGACAUCGGCCUGCCUAUUGUGGUGGUGCGCACAGAAAAGAACAGCCUGAACAACCGCUUCCUCCCGUGGGACGCAGUGGAAACGGAGGCCAUCUUGUCCAUCGACGACGACGCUCAUCUCCGCCAUGACGAGAUCAUGUUCGGCUUCAGGGUAUGGCGUGAGGCCAGAGAUCGUAUUGUGGGUUUCCCUGGCCGCUUCCACGCAUGGGACGUCAACCACCAGUCCUGGCUCUACAACUCCAACUACUCCUGCGAGCUGUCCAUGGUCCUGACCGGUGCCGCCUUUUUCCACAAGUACUAUGCCUACCUGUACUCGUACGUGAUGCCCCAGGCCAUAAGGGACAUGGUGGAUGAGUACAUCAACUGCGAGGACAUUGCCAUGAACUUCCUGGUCUCGCACAUCACGCGGAAACCCCCCAUUAAGGUGACCUCUCGCUGGACGUUCCGUUGCCCCGGGUGCCCCCAGGCGCUGUCGCACGACGACUCGCACUUCCACGAGCGGCACAAGUGCAUCAACUUCUUCGUGAAGGUGUACGGCUACAUGCCCCUGCUCUACACGCAGUUCCGCGUGGACUCUGUGCUUUUCAAGACGCGCCUGCCCCACGACAAGACCAAGUGCUUCAAGUUCAUCUAGCACGCGUGGUCACUGCAGAGGAGAACCGCUGCAGUGGGUGGUGGAUGGAGUUUUCCUUUGGUACGGAACAAACGAGCAGGGGCGCAUACAGGACUUAAUCGUUCUACGCGAGGGACGUUCACAGACUCUUUGCCUAUACUGGGAACUGUAAUAUAGGACAAGAAAAGAAACUGCUGCCAAUCAGGAAAAAAAAAAAUUAUUUCGUGUUUUCUGGUUGUGUUUUGUUGCCUUCUUUUUUUUUUCUUCCUUCUCGUGUUCGCUUGUGUGUGUUCCCAUCGGCAACCACUACAGUUUUGCAUUUGCACCACUUGACUCUCUUUUUCUGGCGUAACCAAGCCAGUCAACACACUAAACGGAUUGUAGAAUUGACCCGACACGGACAACUGAGCAUUUAAACUGACACAGCAUGAGACUGUGACCUCAGAUCCAGCUCACUCUGUGAGGUCAGAGGUCUGGACAGGCCUCCUCUGGGAUAUGCAGCAAAGGAUCUUGGGAGAAAAACGAGUGCAAGGACAGAUGGACUGCAGCGAUGCACUCGGAACUGCUACUUUUUUUUUUCUUCUUUUUUUUUUAAAGGUCGUGUUAUGAUUUUAUAUAUUCUACUUGUAUAUGAAAAAGCACUGAUGAUGGGUCUUACUUGGUGAAGAUUAUGUUUGUAUGUGGUGUUUCUUCAUGUAAUACGAUGUGUGUGUGUGCGCGUGUGUAACGGAAUCACAGACCCUGCCUCGAACAACCCCCCCCCCCUCCCCCUCGCCCCACCACUUCCUCUGGUCAACACCUUUCAGUAUUCACUACACAGUCACUUUCAAACAAAUGGAGAAAUGAAGCAUCCUUCCCUUACCUGCCCAGCAUCAUAAAGAUACAAGUUUCCUGUAGAUAUCAGGAACGUUGUUACACCUGUUCUUCUCCUGACUGAGAUUCUCCUGAUGUGUGGCUUCAUAGCCCAGCAUUCCAGCAUUCUUAACCUAGAGUUGCACAAGCUUAAGAAGAAGAAGGAGGAGGAGGAGGAGGAAGCGGAGGUGCUCAACCGUGGGGGAUAUGGGGAGAAAAGAAAAAAAAGAAAGAAACACGCUGCCAGAAUCUCAUUUUUUCUUCUCCUCCAUUUCCCCAUUUGACAAGACAGCCGGUAAUGUAAUGAAAUGAAGAAUGUCAACCAGAUUUAGACACUGAGGGUAAUUUGGCUUAUGUACCAUCCUCCCCUCCCCACCGGUUCUCUCACUUGUCUUUUCCACUAAACAUCACCUCUUUGCAGAGCCUCUCUCCCUGCUUCUCUUGCUAUCCCUCCCUCUCUCUCUCUCUCUCUCUCGCCCACAUCUCCCUCUUUCCCUACCUGUAUUAUCUGACUGGACAGGUACUGGUACUGCUGAUGCUGUAAAUGCCACUGAUGAGAUUCUGUAUGGUUAAGAGUGGGGAGGUGGUGGGGGUUGUUCUCCUCUAUAAACACAGUCCACCCCUCUCCCUCAUUCUCCCUGGCCCAUUCAUCAGCUCGGAAGCUAACUCCCCCACUCAGGACGGUUUAAUUUCACCCAUGACUCACCAGAUCAGAGCCCUGCCCUUUGAAGAGGAAGGGGUUUGAUGGCUUCUGCCUCUGGUUCUGUGAAGUUGUUGGGUUUCAGAUGCAGUAAGAUCUUGUAUUUUGGUUAAGUUUGUUUUACAUCAUGUGAAAGGUGUGGUUGGUGUAGUUCCUGUCAAUCAACUCUACAUUUGUCAUAUACAUUCAUUGAUAUUGGCAGGGUCCUUGGCCAGAAAUCCUUAGACUAAUAGCGCUAAGGGGUCAACAAAAUGUAACGAUUGGACUUGCUAAUUAUUUAGCCACCAUUUCAGGUCAAAGAAUAUUAUUUGCUUUUAAUGCAAGAUCAGUGGAUGACCCAAAUGCCCCCACCUCACCCCCAUCACUGACUGGAAAGCAGGAUCUAUUGUCGUGUUCAGAAUGGAACCCCCAAAAUAACUAUACUGCAAAUAACUCUGUACUGCAAAGAGGGUAAAGUCAGAUACAAAAACAACAAUGGGCUCCUCAACUCCCAGUAGAAAUGUUUUACCUGAACUGCAUUCUCCCUGUCUUCAUGUACUGUACCUUGCUGAGAAACAAAGGUAGCUAGGUCAUCCUUCCCCAACACCUCAUUUGCCCAGAGGGGAACAGUGGCGCAGCUGGUUCUUUUCAGCUGCCCCCUCCCUCCAGCAACCCCCCCCC
Clupea harengus (Atlantic herring) is the source of this 5569-nucleotide messenger RNA. RefSeq names its product exostosin like glycosyltransferase 3 (gene extl3). NCBI's taxonomy places the organism in Eukaryota, Metazoa, Chordata, Actinopteri, Clupeiformes, Clupeidae. The record is from RefSeq and is a predicted model, not a curated record. Gene Ontology annotation, cellular component: membrane. Gene Ontology annotation, molecular function: glycosyltransferase activity.